Messenger RNA from Lolium rigidum, 2498 nucleotides. RefSeq names its product oxysterol-binding protein-related protein 1B-like. Gene Ontology annotation, molecular function: sterol binding. The coding region runs from base 86 to 2269 and encodes 727 amino acids. Gene Ontology annotation, cellular component: cytosol; intracellular membrane-bounded organelle; membrane. The record is from RefSeq and is a predicted model, not a curated record. NCBI's taxonomy places the organism in Eukaryota, Viridiplantae, Streptophyta, Magnoliopsida, Poales, Poaceae. The transcript is spliced from 10 exons.
CUUGGAUCGUCAGCUACCUCAGCCCAGCAAGAAAAAUCAAGCACAUGCUUUCAUGCUAGUGUGAUUGUGCGACCGGGAUCCCUCGAUGCGGGCUCGGGACCUGCACCCGCUCUGCUGCCUCCCCGUCGACUGCCCCGGCAGCUGGUGCGCGGCGGCGGCCUCCCCUCCGCCGCCCCCCGCGCCCAGCCACCCGGCGACGGUGGCGGGGGUGCUGCACAAGUGGACCAACAUCGGCAAGGGAUGGCGCCCGCGCUGGUUCGCCAUCCUCCGCGGCGGCCUCCUCGCCUACUCCAAGAUCCGCCGCCGCUCUGCCGGGGCCGCCGCGUCUCCGGGCCUCUCGGCCGACGGCGGGCCCCGGCUGAUCGGGCCCGCCGGGUACGGCGCCGCCGCCGAGGACCGCCCCAUCGGCUUCCUGCACCUCAAGAUCUCGUCAUUCCGUGAAAGCAAAUCAGAUGACAAGAGGUUCUAUAUUAUUACUCCAACCAAGACACUUCAGCUGAGAACCGACUCGCCCAAGGAUCGUGUGGCUUGGAUUGAAGCCCUUGUUUCUGCAAGAAGGGAAUCUUCCCCCAGUGAGGGUUUGCUGUGUGACCAGAACGAUGCAUCGUUUUCGACAGAUAGGCUUAGAAAUCGCAUGCAUGCUGAAGGCCUUGGUGAAGAGGUUAUCAAAGACUGUGAACAGAUUGUCCAUUCAGAAUUCUCACAGUACUAUACACAGAUGAAGCAACGCUGUGAAGAGUAUUUGAGCUUUCUUGGCAGUCUUCCACAACAGCUUGAGGUACUUAAUGAACAAGAUACUACGCGCUCGAUCAGACCUGAAUGUUCCUGCUCUGGACAUGGAAAAUGUAGUGAGAGCAGCAAUACAGAAACAUCUGAUGAUGUUGGGUGUCAGGAGUUAGAUGAAUUGUCAGAUGAAGAUGACUACAUUUUCUGUGAUACAAGACAAAGUUUCAGUGAUUCUGCUGCAAGUCCUGACUUAAGGAUGACAUGUUCAAAUUCGAGCAACGAUGUCCAUCAAGUUGAUCAUGAAUUUGUAGAAUCAAUAUCCUCCAAGGGCGACAAUGAAUGUUUAUUGCUGCCAUCAAAACGGCGCACAAAGUUGCCUGAACCAGUUGAAAAGGAGAAGGGUGUUAGUCUUUGGUCAAUGAUCAAGGACAAUGUUGGAAAAGAUUUGACACGGGUCUGUCUCCCCGUUUACUUUAAUGAACCAAUUUCAUCUCUUCAAAAAUGCUUUGAAGACUUGGAAUAUUCUGAUUUGUUGGACCGUGCAUAUGACUACGGCCUAAAGGGGAAUAGUGUGAUGAGAAUUCUAUGUGUUGCUGCAUUCGCAGUCUCUGGGUAUGCGUCCUCUGAUGGCCGGCCCUGCAAACCAUUUAAUCCAUUGCUAGGGGAAACUUAUGAAGCUGAUUAUCCUGAAAAUGGAAUCCGUUUUUUCUCUGAAAAGGUUAGCCAUCAUCCAAUGGUCAUGGCCUGUCAUUGUGAAGGAAGAGGUUGGAGAUUCUGGGGAGAGAGCAAUGUAAAGAGCAAAUUCUGGGGACAGACAAUUCAGCUUGAUCCUGUUGGUGUUUUGACAUUACAAUUUGAUGAUGGAGAAAUUUUCAAAUGGAGCAAGGUUACAACAGCGAUUAAUAACAUUAUCAUUGGUAAACUUUAUUGCCAUCACCAUGGCACGAUGAGCAUAAGUGGGAACAGACAACAUUCAUGCAAGCUCACUUUCAAACAGCAGUCUUUCCUUGAACGCAAUCCUCGCCAGGUUCAAGGAUUUGUUGAGGAUACUGACGGUAAUAAGGUUGCCACCCUGACUGGAAAGUGGGACGAGAGCAUGUACUGCGCUGUUACUAAUGAUAAAUCUGAAGCCACUCUGUUGUGGGAGAAAAACAAACCUCCAGCUAACCCCACAAGAUACAAUCUGUCAUCAUUUGCAAUAACUCUAAAUGAGCUGACUCCAAAACUCAAGGAGAAACUUCCGCCUACUGAUUCAAGGCUCAGACCGGAUCAGCGGCAUCUGGAGAAUGGGGAGUAUGAUAAGGCCAACAGUGAGAAGCUGCGGUUGGAGACAAGGCAAAGAAUGGCACGGAAGAUGCAGGACAAUGGAUGGAAACCGAGAUGGUUUGACAGGGACACCGAGGAUGGCACAUUCCGCUUCACUGGAGGCUACUGGGAGGCAAGAGAGCAGAGGAGGUGGGAUGGCUGUCGUGACAUAUUCGGUGAAUUGUCCGACAAUCGAACUUCUGGGGUUCUCCCCAUUGUGGAUAGCUCAAGUAUGUAGCCGCUCCACUCCCACCAGUACCAUUAGGUGUUAGCAUGAAACGGAAUACGGAAAAUAUAUAUAGUAGCUUUCCUACGGUGUGCAAAGAAGAGCUCACUCAGUCUAUCCCUUUUAUAGAAACAGUGUCAUAUAUGACUAUACAUGGAUAUGUUUAUGUGCAUAUUUAUGCUCUUUGCCGGAGUUGGUAAGUGUGUUGUUCAACCUGUUAAUAAUAAUAUUCUUGCUUCGC